GUGGCGCAAUAUGCGCGGUAAUGAGGCUGGCGCAGGAGGGCGCAGGAUCAGGUCGCGUCGCGGUUGGUCGUAGUUCGUCGAGCGCGUUCGCGGGAUUCGAGUGCGCGAGCUUGUGCGAACCGGAUAGACGCGCGAUGAGAAUGGGAUUGCGAUGGUACGACAAUGAAUCGCGUUGCGUAUCGCGAUCGCGGUCGACCGCGUAGCUGCUCGAGUGCGAUUAUAGAGCCGGAGGUGGACUUGACCGGCGCGAACACAGCGUCGAGGCGUUGCCACCUCGCUCUCUGACGAAUCGUGGGACGAAUCGUCGUCCUUCCGGUGAGAAAGAGAGGGCAGGAGGGAGGGAGAGAGAGAGAGAGAGAGAGAAAGAAAGAAAUAGGGAGCUGCUCCUCUUCUUCCUCUCCUCGCCGGAGAACAAGACGCGAGGAGACCUCCGUCGCGCGAGCUGCUUUUUUUGGCGAGCAUCGCCGAAAUGAGCCAGACUAGCCGCGGGCGAGCGAAUCGCAUCACCAAUCGUACGAACGGCCCCGUCAGCUGAUCGUUUAUCGCACAACGAAAUGUGAGGUAGCGAGCAUUGCUUACCUACCUACCUACCUAUCUAUCUAUUACCUACCUACCUACCUACCUACCUACCUACCUGUCUAUCUACCUACCUACCUAUCUACUUACUUAUCUAUCCACCUAUCUAUCUAUUACUUAACUAUCCAACUACCUAACAUCGAGCAAGAAGCGUGCCGCUUCGCGCAUCGCGGCUUCAAUUCACCGCGCGGCCAGCCAUCCCCCUCGCGUGCAAAUUGAGACUAAGCGUGAUCUCGCGCGCGCGCGAAGUGCGGGAAGAGCGGGGCACUUAGCCGGGGCACUGGCCGGUAUAGAGUUUACAUGGGAACAUGGGGAACAAGAAUAGCUGUUGCGUCUACUCCAGUCCACAGGUUGGUCGCAAGGAGGUCGGGCCUGAGUGCGCCACGCGUAACCUGGAGGAACACCUGCCGGAAGGCGGGAUUAGCGUUAAUAAUUUGCAACAUAUCAGUGAACGUGAACCGGAGGACUGGGACUCGGAUCCGUCGUUACACCCGUGCGCGGGAACUAUAUUUAUGGAGCGUUCCAAACAAGCUAUUGAAAAUGGCAUGGUAAGGAAGAAGAGUCAACAUCAAAUAGCAGACACAAGGCCUUUGAAGAAGAGUAGCAGCUGCAGUACAAUAUACCUAGAUGACAGCACGGUUUCACAACCUAACUUAAAAAAUACCGUCAAAUGCGUUGCCUUAGCCGUUUAUUAUCAUAUUAAGAAUAGAACUUCGCAGCGACAGAUUGAUAUAUUUGAUGAGAAACUACAUCCAUUAACGAGGGAUGGUGUUUCAGAGGAUUACGACAAGCAUAAUCCAGAGCAUAAGCAGAUAUAUAAAUUUAUAAGGACUUUGUUUAACGCCGCUCAGCUCACUGCUGAAUGUGCCAUCAUAACGUUGGUUUAUCUCGAACGCCUACUUACUUAUGCGGAGAUCGACAUAACACCCGCUAACUGGAAACGUAUAGUAUUGGGAGCUAUUCUAUUAGCAUCUAAAGUCUGGGACGAUCAGGCAGUGUGGAAUGUGGAUUACUGUCAAAUUUUAAAGGAUAUCACAGUGGAAGAUAUGAACGAAUUAGAGAGACAAUUCUUGGAGAUGUUGCAAUUCAACAUAAAUGUUCCUUCGAGUGUAUAUGCCAAAUAUUACUUCGAUCUUCGUACACUUGCGGAAGCGAACGAAUUAACAUUCCCUAGCGAACCGCUUAGUAAGGAAAAGGCGCAAAAGCUAGAAGCUAUGUCCAGAGUUUAUGAAGAUAAGGUCACAGCCGAAGCCUUACGUACCGGUAUUAAAAAGUGGUCCAGCUUAGACAAUGUAUGCAUAGGCGGACCUAGACGUAGCAUCGCUAUUUUAUCUUAAACAUAUAUGUAUGGAUAUAGGUGGAUAUAAACACAGACAGCAGUGAUUACUGCUCAGAUUUUAAAUGGAGGUACGUGAAUUUUUAUAGAGACAUUAUUGUUACCGAUCAAUUUUAAUGAUUCUUUUUCAAAGAGAUUACGUUUGGAUGUACCGAACAUUUGUGUUAUACCUCUGUUUAAUUAUUGCGGAAUAUUUGAUGUAUUAUAUACAUCUUGAAAAACUGUUUUUAUAUAUAAAUAUAUGUAUAUUGUCCAAGCUAGAUUAAAAAUAUCGCAUAUAUCAAUGUAUAUGUAUACAAUUAAGUUGUAUAAUGAAAGAACUUCCAUCACGAGUAUGGUUUGCAAUAACAAUUUUAACUGUAAUUAUUAUACAUAUACACUAAAAUUUCGACAGUUCAUUAGACAAUUCGUCUGAUGCAUUAUUCUUGUUAUUUGCAUUCAAGAAUCAUGAGUCAAUUCCGAUAAAAAGUAAUUUCAAUUUUGGCCUUCUUUAUGGAGCAAUUAUCAACUGCUUUGAUUAAUCAUUUGUUACUAAUUACGGACAUCUAUAAAUAUUAAUCUUAUUUGUCAAUAAAUAUAAAUAUAAUUCUGUUGAUUGUGCAAAGAUUCCUACUAUCUGGGACCUUAUAAUGUGGAUAUAACGAAGAAUGUGAGGCGUAUUGACGAAACAAAGGAUGAGA
Messenger RNA from Pogonomyrmex barbatus (red harvester ant), 2592 nucleotides. RefSeq names its product cyclin Y (gene CycY). Gene Ontology annotation, molecular function: protein kinase binding. The record is from RefSeq and is a predicted model, not a curated record. Lineage: Eukaryota; Metazoa; Arthropoda; Insecta; Hymenoptera; Formicidae. Gene Ontology annotation, biological process: regulation of cyclin-dependent protein serine/threonine kinase activity.